This is a messenger RNA of Pundamilia nyererei, 1329 nucleotides long. Its product is annotated as phospholipid scramblase 2-like. Gene Ontology annotation, biological process: plasma membrane phospholipid scrambling. Bases 389 to 1282 code for a protein of 297 amino acids. The record is from RefSeq and is a predicted model, not a curated record. Gene Ontology annotation, cellular component: plasma membrane. The transcript is spliced from 7 exons. Gene Ontology annotation, molecular function: phospholipid scramblase activity. NCBI's taxonomy places the organism in Eukaryota, Metazoa, Chordata, Actinopteri, Cichliformes, Cichlidae.
UCCUGUUCCUGUUGUUCUGAAGCGCGAACUGCUGAAGCAAUGUAUGGUUUUUCCCUCCUGUGUUGCUAACAAUUAAAGAAACGGGAAAAGUAAUCAACCACCAAGUGUGUGCAUUAUUAAGAGAACAUGGCCGAAGAAGAAGAAAACCCUUCGAGCUCAACAGGGGAGGAGACUAGAGAGAAGUGAGAGGAUGAGAGGCGUACAGCACAGGUUAGAGAAAGUGGGCAGGAACCCUCUGCUUUCCCCCCACUUAAGUUUCGUUUCUUGUCGUUGGCACUUCAAGGCACUUCAAGGGAAACAGCCAGAGAGUUUUCCAUAGAAUUUCCAUAGGAUUGUGUCGGCAAGUGUGACCUUAUUUUUCUUCCUCCACCCAGAAAAGCUCUGCACCAUGUCUGCUCCUGUUUACCCAGGUGCUCCAAACCAGUCAUCCUACCCCAUGUCUCAGCCGGGUGGAGGUACAUGUCCAGUUUCUCCUGGAUAUGGACACCCCAGUCAUGGCCAUCCACCGGGCUUCAACAUGGGCUAUAAAAAACAGCCUGCGGUCAUGUACCAGCCAGUACCCAUAGGACCAGCUCCAGGCCCUGAAUACGGUGGCCCAUCAGGGGGGAUUUCACCAGCUCCUGGAGGUCCAGCAGUCCCCGUUGGUGUCCCACCUGGACUUGAGUACCUCACACAGAUUGACCAGAUCCUGAUCCAUCAAAAAGUCGAAGCAUUCAUCGGUUUUGAGAAAAACAGACAGUAUGAAAUCAAAAACAGUCUGGGUCAAAAGAUCUACGAGGCCAAAGAGAAGAGUGACUGCUGCGAAAGGAACUGUUGCGGCUCUCUGCGCAGCUUCGACAUGAAAAUAAAGGACAACAUGGACAGGGAGGUCAUCCAUCUCAUCAGGCCUUUCCGCUGCUCCUCCUGCUGUUGCCCCUGCUACCUGCAAGAGAUGGAGGUCCAGGCUCCACCUGGGACCACCAUAGGGUACGUCAAACAGGACUGGCACCCUUUCCUGCCAAAGUUUUCCAUCCAGGGAGCAAACAAGGAGACACUCAUGAGACUGGAGGGGCCCUGCUUUGCCUGCAACUGCUGUGGAGAUGUCAACUUUGAGCUCAAGGGGAAAGAUGGCGACACCCCCAUUGGUCGCAUCAGCAGGCAGUGGGGCGGCCUUCUGAAGGAAACCUUCACUGACACCAGUAACUUUGGCAUCCAGUUCCCGCUGGACUUGGACGUGAAGAUGAAAGCUGUGCUGAUGGGUGCCUGCUUCCUCGUUCCUCACGAUGUAGAUGGACAUUGUUGAUUUUGAAAUAUGUGGUGUGUUGCUGAAUAAAACAAUCGAAUACUUUU